Messenger RNA from Aspergillus novofumigatus IBT 16806, 885 nucleotides. RefSeq lists its product as uncharacterized. Bases 1 to 885 code for a protein of 294 amino acids. Lineage: Eukaryota; Fungi; Ascomycota; Eurotiomycetes; Eurotiales; Aspergillaceae. The record is from RefSeq and is a predicted model, not a curated record. The transcript has a single exon.
AUGGCAGUGAGAGCAGGUAGGCAGAAUAGCUAUCAGCAGCUAUUCCGUGUUAGUCCUGAAACCAGUGAAUACCAGUACUGCGGAGAACAAGAUUUCCUUAAAGUCCUUGACAGUGAAUAUCACGCCUUGGAGGAAGACACGACUGGCUGUAGAAGCCAGUAUAUUAUCAUUUCUAAUGUUGACGAGCAAACAUUUUCAGAGACUUUCUCAAGUCCCAAUCUAUGCAAGAAGCUUUUCACCUGUUCGUUUUUUGAAUAUAUUCCAGACCUUGCUCUACUUCUCGUGAGGAUGACCACAGCAGCUCAUGAGCAGGCACACAAUGCCCUCCAUACUAUGAUCAUCCGCAAGUGUGCAUUUAUGAAUGGGCUGGACUUGGGGCUACAACUGACAGGACAAGUCGCGAUUACAUCUAACGGGCGCACGAAGAAAGCCGACCAGACGUACCGUCCCAUAGUCCUUCCGCAACCCCGUUCUGACCACUGGCCUACAGUGGUGAUCCAAUGCGCGUACUCGUACUCUCAGCCAGGGUCGAAGCUCGCGGAUGACGCUCGCUGGUGGUUGUUGGAAGCAGGUGGUGAUGUGAAAACAGCUCUUACCAUUUUUGUUCACCAAACAAGAAGAGGAGUCGUUAUCGAGAAAUGGCAAUUAAUCCCACGGGAAACAAGACAGGACCAAAACAAGAAGGUCCCUGAAAUAACUCAGCGGGCUGUCAUGUCCCAGAAGACAGACAACGACCCCAUUCGUGUGACAGGAUACCCUCUAACCCUACCCUUCGAGCACUUUUUCCUUCGGCCCGCCAAUCCUGGCGAAGGGGACAUUGUCCUGGACGAAUCGGAUCUGAAGACCAUCGCGAAUUUAAUCUGGAACGUACAUUCCAAGGUCUAA